UUUCUCAUCCAACUCAAUUGUGAAACACAAUAACCUCUUUCAAACGUUUCUAAGUCUAACCAAUACUACUGAUAUGGCUAUUCGUUUGCCUAGUGUUUUGAGUGCUAAACACAUUCUUCGCCGAUCUAAUCUGUUUGCAAAUCAUGCAGCUGCAGCAUCACUGGAUGUGCCUAAAGGGCACUUUGCUGUGUACGUAGGAGAGGGAAAAAUGAAGAGAUUUGUGAUACCAGUGUCAUUGUUGAAUCAGCCUUCGUUUCAAGAACUGCUAAGUAUAGCGGAGGAAGAAUUUGGCUUCAGUAAUCCAAUGGGUGGCCUCAUAAUUCCCUGCACGGAAGAAAUUUUCGUUAACAUCACCUCUGGUUUACAUAGGCUAUGAAAUGCAGCCAAAGUAAAUCUGAAGAAAGUUUUUGUUUCAUGGUUUUUGCCUUUCAACAUGUGGUGUUGAGAAAAAGUUUACCCAUGCCGAAAGGUUUUGCUAUGCAAUUGUAAUAUUGUAUCAUAGGCAAUGAACAUCAAUACAAAAAAUGGAUAAAAAAACUUGACUAUAUUCCAUGUUGUUUACAGUUCUA
Cajanus cajan (pigeon pea) is the source of this 569-nucleotide messenger RNA. RefSeq names its product auxin-responsive protein SAUR23. Gene Ontology annotation, biological process: response to auxin. Lineage: Eukaryota; Viridiplantae; Streptophyta; Magnoliopsida; Fabales; Fabaceae. The record is from RefSeq and is a predicted model, not a curated record.